AUGACGGAAGCUCUUCCCCACGGCAUCGUCUUCAACACCCACAGCAUCCGCUCGGAGCUUAACCAUGACUCGCAUGUCGAGGUUGAGGAUGUGGCCAGGCUGUGGAGAGUCUAUACGACGAAUAAGACCACCCUGGAGAAGGAUGCAGGCCGACGGUUGGAGAACCUCUUUUGGAGGAUAUGGAGUAACGGACGGAUAAGCUGCACCAUCCGUGGCUACACGCUGGCCUCUCUCUUUAUCCAGAUCUCGGAAGGGGAGUACACCACCGAAGAGUGGCUCAGGAAGGAAAGAGAGCUUGCUGGCCUUAAGCCGAGGGCCAUUCCUCACGGGUUUUACGUUGACAACUCACUGCCUAAGUCACCAUCCUUUCAGGGGCCAAGCAGGAGUAACAGCUCCAGACUCACUUCAUCCGGCAGUAGUAUAAAAACAACCCUUCCACCAUCCAUCCUAAAGAAGCCGCGGCCGCCGUCGGACGAACAGCUGCCUGACUCGCCUUCCAGGAGGGGCGUUACCGCAUCCUAUUCGGGAGACAGUCUGUACCAGCAGUCUGACAGGUCACGCUCCGGCUCAAUCAGGAGAAAAAAGACCACUUUUGCCAGUAAUCUCACAUGCUCACAGGAGAUGGAUCCAGGUUCUCUCCCUCGAAGGAUCAACCGGCCUUUCCCCACGAGGACUCUCGACAGUCCUGCCGAGCUUCGGCCGCAGUCACCUCCAUCCAAGUUUAGGGGUCCAUUUGACGACAGUCCUGCUCAAUGUAAGAACCCUACCCCGGCUAUCACUGGAAAUGGAUGUAAUAUUGAUAUGAGCUCCAAAACCCCAGUUUAG
This is a messenger RNA of Trichophyton rubrum CBS 118892, 825 nucleotides long. RefSeq lists its product as uncharacterized. The record is from RefSeq and is a predicted model, not a curated record. The transcript is spliced from 4 exons. The coding region runs from base 1 to 825 and encodes 274 amino acids. Lineage: Eukaryota; Fungi; Ascomycota; Eurotiomycetes; Onygenales; Arthrodermataceae.